Messenger RNA from Photinus pyralis (common eastern firefly), 6633 nucleotides. Its product is annotated as collagen alpha-2(IV) chain-like. The record is from RefSeq and is a predicted model, not a curated record. Gene Ontology annotation, cellular component: collagen trimer; basement membrane. Bases 174 to 6305 code for a protein of 2043 amino acids. Gene Ontology annotation, molecular function: extracellular matrix structural constituent. The transcript is spliced from 18 exons. Lineage: Eukaryota; Metazoa; Arthropoda; Insecta; Coleoptera; Lampyridae.
CACAAUUACCUUUCUAAGCCCGAAUCCUAAGAAAAGUUCAGCAAUUUUUCAAUCAAUUUCAAUUAAUAAUCAAUUGAAAUUUGAAUCGGCGGAGGAUUACAAAAAGCAGAAACGUAAAAAAGUGGGAGAAUCAGCAGCAGAUUUGGAUAACGAAGAACAUGGAGCAGUAAGCCAUGCCGCCGUGGCCGAGAUGUUGCCGGGCGUUUACCGCCGCCUUGGCGUUAAUACUACUAUUUUUCGUUGAAAGCACAUAUUCUUUUGCACAAUCGCCUUUUGCUGGCUACCAAAAGAGUUACAAAUGCGACUGCAGGGGUUUAAAAGGGCAGCCUGGUGCACCAGGUAUCACUGGAAUGCAAGCUGUCCAAGGUGAUUACGGUGAUAUUGGACCAGAAGGUCCAUUCGGUCCAAAAGGUGAAAAAGGUGAAGCUGGAUCUUACGGAGGAGAUGGCGAGAAAGGGACUAGGGGCGAUGAUGGUGAAAGAGGACGACAAGGACCAAUGGGCCAUUCGGGGUACCCAGGCGAAGCAGGACCUCGAGGCCCUCAGGGAUUGGAUGGAUGUAAUGGAACCGAUGGCACUCCAGGCGCUCCAGGUAUUCCCGGCUUGCACGGGGUGCGAGGAUCUUUGGGUGGUGACGGUUUAAAAGGGCCACCUGGUGAUUCGGGUGAAGGUGGUGGAAAUUCUAUUGGAACAAAGGGAGAUAUGGGAGAACCAGGACUUCCCGGCUUCCCUGGUGGAUACGGACGACCUGGACCAGCUGGACCGCCGGGAUAUAGUGGACUGCAAGGAUACCCGGGUAUUGUUGGAGAGCAAGGUCCGCCCGGCCCCAGAGGUGACACGGGAGAAAGUACCAAAGGAUUACCUGGAUUACCCGGUGAACCUGGAGAUGAAGGAGAUAUUGGUAUACCUGGCGAUCUAGUCAAUGACGGUGGUUCAAUAAUUGCCCCGCCAACUGUGACAAAAAUAAAAGGACCAAAAGGAAUGAAAGGGGCACUAGGAACAAUAGGUAAUCGCGGAAGAAAGGGAGAAAUGGGUGUGCGUGGACUGGCGGGUUUACCUGGUGCUCGUGGUGAAUUGGGUGCAAAAGGAGAACAAGGUUUGGAUGGGCAAAUUGGCAAACAAGGGCGUGUAGGCCCAAGUGGACCAAGUGGCGAAAAAGGUGAUAAAGGAGCACCUGGUUAUGAGGGAGCUGCAGGUUACGAUGGAGAAAAGGGACAUAUUGGAGACGCCGGUUUCAGGGGAGCACCCGGUGUUCAGGGCAUAGAAGGAGAACCGGGUAUCUACGAUCCAUAUUUGGAUGAAGAAGGUAAAUUGGGUGUGGUGGGAAAGCAAGGUCCUGAGGGAGCUGUCGGAGAGAGGGGAAUGGCCGGAACACCGGGAAGACCGGGACCCCCAGGUCCAAUUGGUCCACCUGGAUUACCUGGCAUCCCAGGUGAUGUAGGUUUACCAGGAAUCCGAGGAAUUAGUAUUAAAGGAGAAAGAGGUGACGAUGGUUUGCCAGGAUUCCAUGGUUUACAAGGAAAACCAGGAUUACCAGGACCAGAUGGACUAAUUGGAGAAAAGGGUUUUCCAGGUUUAACUGUUGAGGGUCCACCAGGAUUAGAUGGAUUACCAGGUAUUGAAGGGUUCCCAGGGCCAAUUGGAGACAGAGGUGAUAUCGGAGAAUUUGGAUCAAAAGGUUUCUCUGGCCAAGGUCAAGCAAUUGUUGGUCCCGCAGGUGACCCGGGUCCACCUGGCCUUCCAGGUCUCCUAGGUGAUUUUGGUACACCAGGUUUUAGUGGUCUUCCUGGUGAGAAGGGAAAACGAGGCGACGAUUGCGGAAUAUGCAGAGGAGGUGCUCCUGGCUGGAAAGGUGAACUGGGAGAUGCAGGAAGAAGUGGCCGGGCCGGAGGUAUAGGAUAUGCAGGAUUACCUGGGCCUAGAGGGCCCAAGGGGGUAACUGGCAAAACCGGUUUGCCUGGUGAACAGGGGCCACAAGGGUUACCUGGUGCUGCUGGUUUACAAGGAUUUACUGGAGAAAAAGGACGAAAAGGAGAGCUUGUAUAUCCACCUUCUGGUCAAGUUGAACCCGCCGAACCAGGGUAUCCUGGAUUUCCUGGAAAAGAAGGUCUCCCUGGCUUUAGGGGCCCUACUGGCCCACAGGGACCUCUUGGCUUAGACGGUCCAAAGGGAGAAAGAGGUAAAAUUGGUCCACAAGGAUUGCCAGGCAAGGAUGGAUUCCCCGGAUUGAAUGGAUUGCCUGGGUUAAAAGGAGAUCCCGCUUCAGUCCCUAAAGAGUACUUAAGAGGUGACCGUGGAUUCGAUGGAUACCCGGGAGAACCAGGAGCAGCAGGAGAAUAUGGAGGUGAAGGUGAACCAGGAGAUGCUGGCAUAUUUUUGGCAGAUAUUAAAGGAAGUCGUGGAAUUAAAGGAGAUCUUGGGGGCCGAGGAUGGGAUGGCUUUAAAGGAGAAAGUGGUCCGACUGGAGAUGUUGGUUUCCCUGGUCUUCCCGGCAUAACGGGAAGUAUGGGACCAUCAAUUACAGGGCCUGUCGGACUUAAAGGCUUCCCUGGAACAAUCGGAAUGGAAGGUCCACGUGGUCAUCCAGGAUUACCCGGAAGGCCUGGUACUGAUGGUAGUCAUGGCCUACCUGGCCUGAAAGGAAACCGCGGUGAUACAGGAUUAAGUAUUCUUAAUGGAGAAAUAGGAGUACCAGGGCUCGUUGGCAGAAAAGGAGAACCUGGUGAUUUUGGUCCUGACGGUUAUCCUGGUAGAGAAGGUACAUCAGGCGUUAAAGGUAUCAAAGGUCAGAAGGGUGCACCAGGAUAUGCAGGACUACUAGGAGUAACUGGAACCAAAGGACAAACGGGAGCGAUAGUAGUAGGGCCUCCAGGACUUCCUGGUGAGCCUGGAUUGCCAGGUUUGUUUGGAAUGAUGGGACAAACGGGACAAAAAGGUGAAGACGGUUACCCUGGUUUCUCUGGAAUGAAAGGUAUUAAAGGAGACAUUGGGCUAUUGGGAAGAAUAGGUUUGAUAGGGGAAAUAGGCGAGGAAGGCUUCCCUGGGCGCUUUGGGGUAAUGGGUCUACCGGGAAGACCGGGAGAGGUCGGAUUAAAGGGAGAUGACGGAUUCCCUGGGCUACCUGGAUUGGAAGGGAAACAAGGUUACCCUGGUCAACGAGGAUUGAAGGGGGCUCGCGGCGAUAUAGGGUUGAGAGGGUUGCCUGGAAAUGCAGGUUUGCCAGGUUUACCAGGGUUGCAAGGAGAUCCGGGUGCUUUUGGUAUUAGCGGACAAAAAGGAGAACCGGCUUUCAGCGGGCAACAAGGCGAUAUCGGAGAACCAGGUUACAGAGGUUUACCAGGAUUUGAUGGGCUUCCGGGACUUAAUGGGGCACCUGGGGAACGUGGCGACCUAGGUCAAAAUUGGCCUGGAGAAUAUGGAGCAACUGGUAUUAAAGGCGACGCGGGAUUUCCGGGAAGAAAUGGCGCACCUGGAUUAAUGGGAGAACAAGGAGACUUAGGUCUACCUGGGCCGCCAGGAUAUCGCGGUGAUCCAGGUUUUCAAGGUGAACCAGGACGUUCGGGAAGACGAGGAAUACCAGGUUUUAAGGGCGAAAGGGGCGGGCCAGGUCUGCCAGGAAUUUCGGGACCAAAAGGAGAGAAAGGUGCAUUUGGAGAACCUGGCCGAACUGGUAAACCCGGUUUUCCUGGAGAUGUUGGGUUACCUGGUGCAGUAGGUCCACAGGGUGUCCCUGGUAUAAAAGGUAAACGAGGGCUGCCCGGAUUUGCUUCGUUUGGUGAAGGCAAAAGAGGUGACGUUGGUUUGACCGGAAUUCACGGAUUACCUGGAGCUAUUGGAGAACCUGGCGUGCCAGGCUUUCCCGGUGCUCCAGGGCCUCGAGGUUUGCCAGGAGAUAUUGGAUUCAUUGGUUUGCAAGGAGAUUUUGGAAUUGUUGGUGUUAAAGGUAUAAGAGGAGAAGAAGGAGAAGUUGGCCUUCCAGGAUUACCAGGUGUAAAUCCCGAACGAGGUGACGAAGGCCGAGCCGGAUUAGAUGGCUUAGUUGGCUUGAGUGGUGUGGCUGGCCAGAAAGGUGCUCCUGGGGAUUACGGAGCGGACGGAGCCAUUGGUUUUCCGGGAGAACCUGGCCCAGUUGUUGUAGGAAUUAAGGGAAUACGUGGUGAUGCCGGUUUCCCGGGACAACCUGGCAGGCCUGGAAAGUUUGGGUUACCAGGAAACAACGGCAGACCUGGCGCCAGAGGGGCUAAGGGUAUGCAGGGAGAUAUUGGUACUGCUUCUAUCAAUUUUAAAGGCGAAGAGGGCGAUAUUGGUUUCCGAGGCUUGCCCGGCCCUAACGGUGCUAAAGGCGAGUUAGGCGAGCCAGGAAGUGUAGGAUUGCCAGGCCCAAUUGGCCCAAGAGGUCUUAGGGGACCAACUGGGGACGUUGGCCUUCCAGGAGCACAAGGUUCUGUAGGUUUUCAAGGUGAAAAAGGUGACCGUGGAGAGUUUGGACAAGUCAUCGCCGGGUUAAUUGGUGAUACUGGAUUUGCUGGAGCAGAUGGCCUACCUGGCAUGGAAGGCAUACCUGGAAAAUCUGGUGCACGUGGCUACUCUGGUGCUCCAGGCGAGCCAGGAUUACCUGGCAUGCAAGGGUUGCCAGGUUUCCAAGGUCCUAAAGGCGUGCAGGGUGACAACGGUUUACCAGGACAAGUCGGUUUACAAGGUGCUUUUGGAGCUCCUGGAAUCCGUGGUGACCCAGCUCCGUCACCGCCCGGUCCCAAAAGUAGAGGGUUUUACUUUACAAGACACUCUCAAUCUGAACUUACACCGAUUUGUCCCAAAGACACUAUAAAAAUGUGGGAUGGAUAUUCAUUACUGCACAUUAUGGGAGAUUCGAAAGCCCAUGGCCAAGAUUUAGGAGCACCAGGAAGCUGUUUAAGAAAAUUCAGCACCAUGCCAUACUUGUUCUGUAACUUAAAUGAUGUUUGCGACUAUGCGCAACGAAAUGAUUAUAGUUACUGGUUAUCCACGAAUGAACCAAUGCCUGUAAUGAUGACUCCCAUACCCGCUCCUGAAGUAGGAAGAUACAUUUCAAGGUGUUCUGUAUGUGAAGCUCCAACAAGAAUUAUUGCAGUGCACAGUCAAAGUCAAACUAUACCAGAAUGUCCUACAGGUUGGGAAGAACUAUGGAUUGGUUACAGUUUCAUGAUGCACACUGAUGCUGGUGCACAAGGUUCUGGACAACCUUUGGUAUCUCCAGGUUCCUGUUUGGAAGAAUUUAGACCACGACCUUUCAUCGAGUGUCACGCCCAUGGUCGAUGCAAUUACUUUACUACCGCAUAUUCAUACUGGCUAGCCACUAUUGAAGAUUAUGCCAUGUUUACAAAACCACGCCAACAAACAUUAAAAGCAGGAAUGGAUUUAACUUCCCGCAUCAGUCGAUGCGCAGUAUGUAUUCGGCGUCGUUAUCAUUCAGAAAGGUCACAACCACGCCCCGGUGGGGGUCCUACCUAUGGUGUUCCUCAGCCUAGCGAAAUUCAGACAUACCCUAUUGACAGAAGAUAUAAUACAGGAGAUCCUCGGCAAUUUGGCAGGGCAGGUCAAUCUGGUGUAAGCACUGAGAACAGAUUUGGGGGACAAAGUCAGUUCAAGUCUCAAAGUCAAUCUGGAUCCCAAAGUCAAUCCAGUGUUGAUAGUCAAUACGGAUCCCAAAGUCAAUCUAGUGUUCAAGGUCAAUACGGAUCCCAAAGUCAGUCUGGAGCACAAAGUUCAUAUAUAACGCAAGGCCAAACUCAAUCGGGCGGUCAAAGCCAAUAUGGAGGUCAGGCUCAAUAUGGAUCCCAAGGUCAACCUGGGGUUCAGACUCAAUAUGGAAGCCAGACUCAUCAGUAUGGCUCUGAAGGUCAAUCUGGUCAAACGCAGAGUGGAUCAGCAGGUCAGGUUCAAUAUGGUGGACAGCGCCAGUACGGCCCUCAAACUCGACAAAGACCUCCAACUCAAUAUGGUACACAAUAUCAAGGCCAAGGGCAAUCUGGAUCCCAAACCCAUUAUGAAACACAAAGUGGUGCUGAAGGGCAAUACGGAGGACAUUCUCAGACAGGUGGGUCAGUUCAAUAUGGGCCCCAAUACAACAGAGGCGAAGGUCAAUACAGACCUCAAGCUCAGCCAGGUGCCCAAACUCCUUACCAAUACAGCAACCAACAAAACCCCAACCUCUACCUAAAUAAUUUAGAAAAUCGAAGAAGACAGAAUGGGGGUAGACGCCAAAGGCUAAGGAAAAGGGGACAGGAAAAACUAAACAAACCUGAAAAUGAAGUCGAUGCUUCGUAAAACGAAUGGUGUGCGCCUUAUUGACUAUUAGUGAAGUGUUGUUAGAUUUAGUAUUCCUCCCCGUUAAAUGUAUAUUGGAUGUGUACAAUCGUGUAUAUACUUACUUAUUUUGUCAAAAUAUGAUAUGAAACUGUGUUCAAGUGUAUGACAAUUUAUUUUUGUAACAUAAUUAUAUAGUGCCAUUAUUAGUUUAGCUUGUCACUUAUACGAAUGUGAUUCUUAAGAUGUAAUUUAAUUUUCACUGCCAUAGUAAUUAUUUACUUACGCCGUUUAUCCAAUUUAUAAAUUGUUUUAUAUUAAUUGAAUAAAAGUGUAAAAUAGAAACCUA